AUGGUGGAUGUCUCCGAGCUCUCCCAGCGCGUGCUCCAGCUCACGCUGGACGACGAGCCGGCGCAGCUCCGCGCGGCGCUGCAGGAUUUGGAGCCCGAGGACGAGCGCGGCUUCGCGGCGACGACGGACGAGGGCGCCUACGCGACGCACAUCGCGGCCAACUUCGGGCGGUUCCACUGCUUGGCGGAGCUCCUGGACCGCGGCUGUCCGGCGCUGCGCAUGCCCUCGGGCCACACGCCGCUCAUGGUCGCGUGCCAGAGCGGCGCCGUCGACUGCGUCGCCGCGCUGGUGGAGUUCUACCCCGAGGACGUGCGCGCGUUCACGGGCCGGGGCCACACGCAGCGUCCUGUGGCCGUGACGAUUUUCGAGAGAUUUCGGCUGGGAAAACGAUUAAGAAUCGUUACUGUCAUGCUUGACGAGCGGGGGGACGACGCGACGUGGGUGCCGAUGGCGCGCCGCCCCUGGCGCCCGGACUCGCACUUCCUCUACCCCCGCGGCGCGCGGCGCCGCGCGGAGGCGGCCGCGGCCGUCGGCUGGGCGCUCGAGCGCGACGGCCGGCGCCACCUCGCGACGAUCUUCACGGACGCGGUCCUGCCCUACGCCGUCGCGCGCGAGCCGGGCGACCUGCUGUCCGUGGCCGACGAGCGCCGCGCGUACCUCGAGCUCUACCUGGGCGGCGUGGCGAGUGGACCGCUCGAGCCGGCUCGGACGAUGUCCGACUCGCCGGCGGCGGCGCCCGCGCUCGGCGACGCGGCCGCGACGAACGGCGGCGACGCGGCCGCGGCGAACGGCGGCGAUGCGCCCGCGGCGAACGGCGGCGGCGCCGCGCCCGCGGGCGCCGACGACAAGAAGCGCCGGCGAUCGAGCGACGGCGGCGACAAGGCGAGCAAGCGGCCGCGCGAGGAGAAGCGCAAGGAGAAGAAGCCCAAGGAGGCGCCCUACGACCCGCGGAAGACGACGGAGCCGCGCAAGCUCAUCGUGCCCGGCCCCCCGGGCUGGCACGUCGAGCUGAAGCCGCAGCUGUCGCCGCCGACGCCGAUGAUGGGCCCGUGCCUGCUGCCGCUGCCGCUCAGGGACAUGCUCCUCGAGUGCUGCAAGCACGAGCGCUGCUCCCUCGACGACAUCAAGCACUGGGGGCUCCACUGCGAGCCCGACGUGGGCGUGAAGAUCGACCUGAUCAAGGGCGACACGCCGCCGGGCGACCCGACGAACGUGCUCCCCGCGGAGGACGAGGCCAUCCUCAAGUCGCUGGAGCCCCUCAUGGGCGCCGACGACAAGGGCGGCGACGCCUUCGCCCGGGGCAAGAAGCACGCCAAGUCCGCCGUCUGGCUGAAGAACACGGUCUACCUCUCGAAUAACUUGCACGCGCCGGUGCACGAGUUCGGGUCGCGCGCCAAGGAGCAGCAGAAGCUCGCGGCGGAGACCAUGAACGCGAAGAUCGAGCACGUCGGCGGCACGGGCGCCAAGGCCGUCGACGCGUCCUUCGCGGCCGCGGCCGCGCUCGACGGCGACCUCGCGGCUUUGAAGCACGACAAGAAGCCGCACCUCAAGGCCGAGUUCUGCGUGCCCCUGGCGCCGGACCUGGACCUCUGGGCCAACUCCUACGUGCAGGUGGCGGUCCGCGACGACCCGGACUUUGCGGUGCGCGGCCGCACGGACGAGUUCGGGAAGCCGCUGCCGCUCGGGACGACGGCGUUGGUGUCCAAGGUCUGCACGACGUCGCACAAGCGCCGGGGCCACAACGUGCUCAGCGCGUCCUACUCGACGCCGGACCCGGACGACCCGGAGGCCUUCGCGUGGACGCGCCAGUACCAGCUCAACUUCAAGGAGGAGGGCGGCGCCGCGGGCGACCGCCUCGCGCUCUUCGUCGACCGCGACCGGGGCGUCGCGACGUACCUCCAGCAGCAGCCCAAGCGCAUGGAGCUCGACAAGGGCCGGCCCACGGAGGCCGCGCGCGAGGACAGCGAGACGCCCAUCGACCUCAAGUGGAGCGGCAAGACGACCGUGACCUACGAGCGCGGCGCGGCGCACGGCGCGCCGGGCUUCGACGCGGCCACGCGGAACGCGCACCGCCAGAAGAUGCGCGCCAUCGACAACGUCGACAUCUCCGGGGACGAGGAGGAAGAGGACGACGACGACGACGACGAGGAGGAGGAGGCCUACUUAUCGGUUGGCCGCUCUCUUUUGGGCAGCAUGUACGACCGCCGGGUCGCCGGCCUGCUCGCCGCAGCGGCGGCGGCGCAGCAGGUCGUCACGCCGCUGCGCGACUUCACGGUGAGCUGCCCGGCGACCUACGUCUGGGACGACGAGACGCUGAGCGGCGGCGGCCACCUCUUCGAGUACUACCACUUCCUCAUCGACUUCGCGCCGCGCGUGCUCGAGGCCUUCGAGGCCAACGGCGAGGAGUGCGAGGACAUCACGAUCCUGGCGCCCCAGAAGCUGAGCGGGGGCAAGCGCGUCUUCCUCGUCGAGCUCAACGAGGCCGCGUCGAUGCGCGCGCAGCUCGCCGCGGUCUUCGAGCCGCAGCACCGGAUCACCGUCGAGCUCUGGCAGGGCCACGGCAAGGACCCGCUGCCGGAGGUGCUCGACGGCCGCCGCAUCGGGAGCCCCGACGCCGAGUCCUGGAGCGCCCAGCCGCGCUACCGCUUCGACCGCUUCCGGAGCCGGGUCCUCGACGUCGCGGGCUACCCCGCGCCCUUCGACCGCGCCAUCGACGUGCUCAUCGUCCGGCGCGGCAAGCCGACGGGCGACGCCGAGGGCUGGCUCACGGGCUACGACCGGCGCCACCUCGACGCGGGCUUCUUCGCCGACGCGGAGCGCGCGCUGCGCGACGAGCCGUCCGUGCUCGGCAACUUCCGCGUCGUCGAGCUCGAGCGGGAGCCGCUGCCCCAGCAGGCGCGCCUCUUCGCGUCGGCGCGCGUCGUCAUCGGCGCCCACGGCGCGGGCCUGAGCAACGCCGUCUUCUGCGCGCCGGGCACGCUCGUCGUCGAGAUCGGCAAGGCGCCGUGCAAGGCGUGGUUCCCGUGCUUCGCGACGCUCGCUAAAGUCGUCGGGCUGCGCUUCGCCCACGUCGAGGCGGCGAAGACGCUGACGGGGCCCGUGCUCGACCUCGUCGUCUCCCACCUCACGGGCAGGCCGCCGCCGCCGGGCGCGUUCUCGAACCCCGAACCCGAGGCCGUCGAGAGCACGUACGCGCCGCCGCCGCCGCCCCCGCCGCCGAAAAAGAAGACCGACGACGAGAUCCACGCCGUCGUCGUCGCCGGCGACCUCGGCGACUGGGGCGCGGCCACGGCGGCCAUCGCGGCCUUCCGGAGCUGGCAGAGCGGCUUCGGCGCCCGGACGCUCGUCGCGUCGGGCGUCGCGGCCGCGGACCUCGACGCGCUCUACCGCAAGGCCCUCCUCGCCAACGAGGGGCCCCUGGCGUCGCGCGACGCCUUCGGGACGACGGACGGCAAGGGCUCGCUGGCCCACUUCCGGGCGUCGCUCACGGACUACCAGGACGGCGGCGCGCUCGCGAACGCGUCCGACGCGCGGCGCUGCGCGGCCGGCGCGGGCGACGUCGACGGGGCGUGGUGGCGGAGCCGCGACGACGACUUCUACGCGCACCAGCUGCGCAUCAUCCUGGCCCUCGCGCGCGCGAAGGCGCGCGACGGCCACACCGACGUGAAGUGGUACUUCGUCGCCGGCGACCGCGCGCUCGUGCACCCGCGGCUGCUGCGGGACCUGGCGCGGUCCCUGGAGCGCUACGGCGACCCGCGGACGACGCGCGUGCGCGUCGGCCACACCAUCUUCCCCCACGCGGCGAAGCGGCCCGUCUUCGCGAGCCGCGCGGGCUUCUUCGCGAGCCGCGCGGCCGUCGACGCCGUCGACUGGUCGCGCGCGCUCCGCGCCGCCGCGGCCUGCGAGCCGGUGCCCGGCGUGCCCGAGCCCCUCGGUGGCCUGCCCGCGGACCUGAAGCUGGAGGCCAUCUUCGCGUCCAAGUCCAAGUUCCGGAGCUUCGCUACGGAUUUCGCGCGGACGCGCGACGCGAAAUUCGCCGAGGCCGCGCGCGUCGGGCCCUACCGCGGCGUCUUCCGGGUCGCGGCCGCGGACGGGACCGUGGCCUACCGCGCGAAGAUCGCGGAGAAGGGCCGCCUCGUCGACGUCGGCGGCUUCGCGUCCGAGGUCGAGGCCGCGCGCGCGCACGACGCCGCGGCCGUCGCCGCGGGCAAGGCACCGAAGCGCCUGAAUUUCGGCGCCGUCCGGGGCGAGGUCGCCGUCCACGUCGGGUCCCUGGGCCUGUCGACCCACCGCCACGAGGCGCGGCCCAUGGGCAUGGCCGCCUGGCACGCGCACCUGCCCGCGAAGCGGCUCCUCGAGGACUUCCGCAAGCUCCGGGACUACGCGACGGAGAGCCUCGACGGCACGGCGUGCCUCGCGUCGGCGCUGACCUGCGCCGACGCGGACGUCGCCGCGGGCCACCACGGCCGCUGCGCCUGCCCGCGGUCCUAG
Molecule: messenger RNA, 4491 nt
Organism: Aureococcus anophagefferens
Lineage: Eukaryota; Pelagophyceae; Pelagomonadales; Pelagomonadaceae
Exons: 8
Coding region: 1-4491 (1496 amino acids)
Biological process (GO): regulation of DNA-templated transcription; transcription elongation by RNA polymerase II
Cellular component (GO): Cdc73/Paf1 complex
Molecular function (GO): DNA-binding transcription factor activity; RNA polymerase II complex binding; chromatin binding
Source: RefSeq, a predicted model, not a curated record